Pygocentrus nattereri (red-bellied piranha) is the source of this 1711-nucleotide messenger RNA. It is a transcript of the gene lrrc10, whose product is annotated as leucine rich repeat containing 10. The record is from RefSeq and is a predicted model, not a curated record. Gene Ontology annotation, molecular function: protein binding. Bases 219 to 1031 code for a protein of 270 amino acids. The transcript is spliced from 2 exons. NCBI's taxonomy places the organism in Eukaryota, Metazoa, Chordata, Actinopteri, Characiformes, Serrasalmidae.
GAGGGAGGGCAAGCUGGAUAUCUUCUUUGGCACUCUCAGGAGUAAGUAAGGCAAAGCUCAGAGCAAGGCAGAGGUUUCAGCAGAGAGCAGCAGCACCAAAUACCACUUUCUCAUGGAAAAAUAGAUUCCAUCAAAUAAAGGAAUGAAGGAAGGACCUGGGUAGACCUUGAUGAGGGACUCUCUUCAGGUGUUUAGGAUCAUGAAUGUAAGUUGGAAUAAUGGGAAAUGUUGUUCGUGGAGCUGUCGCCUUCAUCCCAUCAGACAAAUGUCAGAUAUACUUGGUAGGGGACUUGAAGGAGAUGCCCCUCGACUGUACUUUGGACCUGAGCAGUCGCCAGCUGCGUCGCUUUCCCAUUAGAGCAUGUGCCUUUAGUGAACUUAUUAAACUUUACCUGAGUGAUAACCACCUAAGCAGUCUGCCCCCUGAGCUCAACAAUCUGCAAAAGCUUCAGCUUCUGGCUUUGGACUUCAACUGCUUUGAGGAGUUGCCUUCAGUUGUUUGCAGCCUUAGGCAGCUCACCAUCCUCUAUCUCGGCAAUAAUCGACUUUACAAACUGCCUAAGGAGCUGGCUCAGCUAACUGAACUAAAGACGCUGUGGCUGGAGACCAACUGCUUCAUGAAGUUCCCGUGUGUUGUAUGUAAGCUUCCCAAUCUCAAGACCCUUCAUCUGGGCUACAAUCAGUUUCGUAGCUUGCCUGGUGAGCUGGUUAGGUUAAAUGAGCUGCGAAGCAUCUGGCUAGCAGGAAAUAUGCUGAAUGAAUUCCCACCAGUGCUCCUAGAAAUGCACUAUUUGGAAGUGAUUGAUGUAGAUAGGAACCGCAUACGGCAUUUUCCAGCUCUUACCCAUUUGAGGGGACUGAAGCUGGUCAUCUACGACCAUAACCCUUGCGUUAAUGCACCAUCAGUAGGGGAGGGCGUGAGGCGGGUGGGCCGGUGGGCUGACAGCUCUGAAGAUGAAAAUGAUGAAUCUGAGAUAAAGGCAGCUGAGGUGUCCACAGAGGUGAGAGGGCAGCUCCAAGAGAGUGAGUGACGUGAAUGCUACAAGUAGUAGGGUGUAUACAAUCCCUUUAGUCACACUAUAUCUCACAAUAUGAUAUGCAAGCAGUAAGGCACUGACCAUUAAUACUCAAAUAUCAAUUUCAAUAUUCAAUAUGUCAGUAUAUGGUAUUAUAACAGGUACUUCCUAAUGCAACAAUAUUAUUUUUAAUUAAAAUGUUUCAUAUGGAACAGUGAAAAAAAAUAAAAAAAAACUACAGCUUUCGCUGUAGUAAAUAAAGGCUUAUUAAAUAUCAGUAACUUGGUUGGGUUCCUCUUGUUUGCAUUGCCUUGAUUUCAGAAACAAACUUAAUAUUGCUUUCUAAGGUUCUCUUGAAAAAGAUCAUGUAUUUCAAUGAUGGAUUGUUAAAUUCCAACAAUGUACCUCAUCUCCUCAAUUAUGCAUGUUUCAUGUGACAGAUUUGGGUCUCCAUUUUGAUGUAAGACCUUUAAUAGGUUUUUAUCCUCAUUCUUGCUGCUCCAGGUCUGUGGUAGAGCAAACUGCUGAAACGAUACUGUUCUCUGCACAGUCAGGAAUGACCCUCUUUAAAUGUUGUGUUUACACUUGUUGAAACACGUGAAGAGGUUUCACUGAUAUUGUUCAAGAGGGUUCACUGCAUGCAUCAACUUUUGUAAUUAAUGCCUCAAAAUCUCAUCAUGACUAUGGGAAGUGUG